CAUGCGCAGGAGAAGUCGUAGGCUUCCGUUAGAAACUUCAACAGUGUUCAUUACAUAAACGAUGGCUGAGCUGCACAGACGGCGACAUGAGCUCGGAGACAGAAAGCCGUCACCUGCAGGAGCAUCCUCCACAACAAACAGAGCCACUUCCGGUGACAGCUACUCGGUGUAUCUGAGACUGUUGGCUGCGGGAUUUUACGGAGUCAGCUCAUUCCUCAUCGUUGUUGUCAACAAAAGCGUCCUCACCAGCUACAGAUUUCCAUCGUCAACAUGUGUCGGACUCGGCCAGAUGUUGGCUACAGUCGUAGUUCUGAGGAUCGGGAAGGCGCUGGGCAUUAUCUCCUUUCCAGAUAUGGAUCUGAGUAUACCUCGCAAGAUGUUUCCACUGCCUCUACUGUAUGUGGGGAAUCAGAUAUCAGGGCUGUUUGGGACACAACGACUCAAUUUACCCAUGUUUACAGUCUUGAGGAGGUUCAGUAUUUUCCUCACCAUGGUGUUCGAGGGACUCCUGCUGAAAAAAACUUUCUCUACAUCAAUCAAGAUUACAGUGUUUACCAUGAUAUUCGGGGCUUUUAUUGCUGCAAGCGCCGAUUUAGCUUUCGACCUUGAAGGAUACUUGUGCAUAAUGCUGAACAAUGCUCUGACAGCGGCCGGUGGGGUGUAUACGAAGCAGAAACUAGAUUCCAAGGAGCUGGGCAAAUAUGGGCUUCUGUACUACAACGCUUUAAUCAUGAUAUUCCCCACUGCGGCAUACGCCUACUUCUCAGGGGACCUGCGAGUGGGUUUGGAGUUUGACGGAUGGGCUGAUCAGCUGUUUGUGAUGCAGUUUGUGCUCUCCUGCGUCAUGGGCUUCAUUUUAAUGUACUCCAUCAUGCUGUGCACGCAGUACAACUCAGCACUCACCACCUCCAUCGUGGGCUGUAUUAAGAAUAUCCUCGUGACUUACCUCGGGAUGGUGUUUGGAGGAGACUACAUAUUCAGCUGGACUAACUUCCUGGGUUUGAACAUCAGCAUUGCAGGCAGCCUGGUGUACUCCUACAUCACGUUCACACUGGAGCAAACAAAAAAGUCGUAACCCCGGAGACCAGACACUGAAGAACCACGUCCAGAACACAGCAUGUUUCACACACAUGUAUAAAGGAUUCUGUUAGCAUACAUUCCUGCUAAUUGUAUUAUUGUUUUUAAUUAAGACCAAGUGCCUUAACAUUUUUUAUAAUUAUAUUUUGUGAUUUAUGAGCGUUUUUAUAUUUGACAAAUAAAAUGAAAGAUUAUAUCUGA
Eleginops maclovinus (Patagonian blennie) is the source of this 1278-nucleotide messenger RNA. RefSeq names its product nucleotide sugar transporter SLC35D2-like. The coding region runs from base 62 to 1075 and encodes 337 amino acids. Gene Ontology annotation, molecular function: antiporter activity; UDP-N-acetylglucosamine transmembrane transporter activity; UDP-N-acetylgalactosamine transmembrane transporter activity. The transcript is spliced from 13 exons. Lineage: Eukaryota; Metazoa; Chordata; Actinopteri; Perciformes; Eleginopidae. Gene Ontology annotation, cellular component: Golgi apparatus. The record is from RefSeq and is a predicted model, not a curated record.